AUGCCCUCCCCCAGCGAGUCCAGCCGCUCGCUGACCGGCCGCACGUCUCUCAGCCUCACCCACCUCCGCGUCCAGCGGACCUGGCUGCAGAUCCUGCUGGUGCUGGGCUUCAUCCAAGUGAUCCUGGGCGUCCUGAUCGUCACCUUCAGCCUGGUGGCGGCCACCAUCACGCCUUCCGCCAAGAUCCGACACUCCUGCCCGUCCUGGGCCGGCUUCUCGGUGAGUCUGGGGCAGCACGUGGAGGGCGUCUGCGGCUUGACUGUCCUCUCCACCAUCAUCUGCACGCUCUCCGCUGUCGUGUGCUGCAUCCAGAUCUUCUCCCUCGACAUCGUCCAUGUGCUGGUCCCCCAGCGCUCGAGCUCCGUGACGCUGGAAUGCACGUCCCCCCCCGACACCUUUCUGCAGAGCAUGAUGGACUUUGAGGAGUUCGUCCCGCCGGUGCCACCACCCCCCUACUACCCACCCGAGUAUACUUGCAGCUCCGAGACAGAUGCGCAGAGCAUCACCUACAACGGCUCCAUGGACAGCCCCGUGCCCCUCUACCCGACCGACUUCCCCCCCUCCUAUGAGACCGUGAUGGGGCUGCGGGGAGACAGCCAGGUGGGAGAUGGGGGGCUGCAGGCAGGGGAGGCUCUUCGCGGAUGCUCUUCACCCACACCCGCUCCGCUCCUUGCAGUCUCCAUGGACAGCGGGUCCCUGAUCAUGUCUGAGAUCAUGGACAUCCCCGGGGACAGCAGUCCCUCGGAGGACUCGUGCCUGCUGGAGCUGCAAGGCUCCAUGCGCUCCGUUGACUACGUCCUCUUCCGCUCCAUCCAGCGCAGCCGCGCGGACUACUGCCUGAGCGUGGACUGCGUGCAGUGCAGCCACCACGCGCGCAGCCCCACGCUGGGCUUGCAGGGUCCCUUCGAGGAGACGCCCCAGCCCCGGGUACGGGGGGAGCGCUCCUACUCCUGCUCCACGGCGGAGCCCGCCCACGACGGCAUCUUGGUUGGGGGAGCCGUCACCCACAGCUGCAAUCAUUUCAGGGAAGUACUUUAUACCAAAGCACUGGAGGACACCGCGUCCAACUCCUCUGCGGAUACAGGGCUGUGCUCGGAGGCCUGCCUGCUCCGCCGUUCGCACUGUGACUCCCCGCCGCUGCUCCCGGGGGGAAGGACAAAGCCGCUUCCUCCUAAGAAGGUGACGCAGCAGCUGUCGAAGACGACAACCCGUUCGCUGGGGGACCUCAAGGUCUGCCGGGGCACCCGCGGGCUGGUGGCCAGGUUCCUGCAGAGACCCAAGCGCAGUCCGGCGGCCGGCAUGGAGGUGCGCCCGGCCCUGUAG
Molecule: messenger RNA, 1323 nt
Organism: Charadrius vociferus (killdeer)
Lineage: Eukaryota; Metazoa; Chordata; Aves; Charadriiformes; Charadriidae
Gene: ENTREP3
Product: family with sequence similarity 189, member B
Source: RefSeq, a predicted model, not a curated record